Aspergillus wentii DTO 134E9 is the source of this 2181-nucleotide messenger RNA. RefSeq names its product glycoside hydrolase family 3 protein. The transcript has a single exon. Gene Ontology annotation, biological process: glucan catabolic process. NCBI's taxonomy places the organism in Eukaryota, Fungi, Ascomycota, Eurotiomycetes, Eurotiales, Aspergillaceae. Bases 1 to 2181 code for a protein of 726 amino acids. Gene Ontology annotation, molecular function: beta-glucosidase activity. The record is from RefSeq and is a predicted model, not a curated record.
AUGUCGUCGGAAUACACGUUUCAAGAUGCGGUAGCUGCAGUACAAUCCGGUCAGCCCUUGACCGAGGCCACCCACACCCUCCUGUCUCACCUCACAAAGGAUGAACGUCUUUCGCUUCUCGACGGAGACGUCGACUUCUGGCCCGGGAUGCGCUCCAUGGUUUGCGAUCGCUACAAUCCAGCUCCGUAUGUCCAUGGUGCCAUCCCACGAUUGCAGAUUCCCGGGAUCCGGUUCACCGAUGGCCCCCGGGGAGUCGUCGUGGGAAACUCCACCGCAUUCCCCAUCUCCAUGGCGCGAGGCGCGACGUGGGACGUUGAGCUUGAGCGCCGCGUGGGCCAUGCUAUCGGACUAGAAGCAAAAGCGCAGGGCGCCAACUUCUUUGCUGGUGUCUGCGUGAACCUCCCGCGGCAUCCGGCGUGGGGUCGCGUCCAGGAAACGUACGGCGAAGAUCCCCUCCUCCUGGGGGAGUUUGGGCUGGCCUUGACAGAGAGCGUACAGAACCAUGUGAUGGCGUGUGUGAAGCACUAUGCCUUGAACUCUAUGGAGAACGCCCGGUUCCGGGUUGACGUGAGGGUAGACGAGGCGGUGCUGCAUGAAGUAUAUCUCGCGCACUUUCGGCGGAUUGUCCAAGGAGGCGUGGCAGCGGUGAUGUCGGCGUAUAACUCGGUCAACGGCGAAUGGGCCGGACAGAAUCAGCAUCUUCUCAACGAGAUCCUGCGCGGUCAAUGGGGUUUCGAUGGCCUGAUCAUGUCGGAUUUCGUCUUCGGGCUGCGCGACGCGACAAAGUCCGUCCGCAAUGGGUUGGAUAUCGAGGCACCGUUCCGACAGCAGCGAGCAAUGCACUUGGCUGCGGCUGUGCAGGAUGGCGAACUGGAAUGGGAUAUAAUCGACAGAUCCAGCGAGCGGAUCUUGCGAAAGCAAGUCGAAUUCGCGAUUCGCACCGAGAAAAGCAACCCAGACCCGGGGGUGGUGUUCUGCGACGAGCACCGGGCACUCGCUCGAGAGGUGGCAUCACGAUCUAUCGUCCUGCUGAAAAACGAACCGAUUGAUGGAAAGCCACUCCUUCCUCUCCAGGCUGCAUCUCUCAAGCGAGUGGCUGUUGUUGGACGGCUCGCCGCGAUGCCCAACACGGGCGAUAAAGGAUCGUCCCAGGUGUUUCCGCCCAGCGUCGUGACUCCCCUGGAGGGCAUUCGGGAUGCCCUCCCUCACGUGGAAGUUCGACAUGCCGAGUCCGUAAAGGAUGCGACUCGUCUCGCGUCAGAAGUCGACGCGGUGAUUUGCAUUGUAGGAUACACCUACAAAGAUGAAGGCGAGUACAUGGUUCCUGCUCUGCAGGAGGAUCCAGUUCUGGGAGACGUUCUACCCCCCGAUCGAACUGGUGAGGAGCGCGAAACCGUCGCCAUCUCGCAGGGGAAAGGGAAGCACGAUGGCGGAGGUGUGGCAGCAGGCGUUGGUGGCGAUCGCACCUCUCUACGGCUUCGCGAGGAUGACGAAAAGCUGGUUCAGGCCGUGCAAGCCCGGAACCCACACACGAUUGUGUCCAUUGUCACGGCUGGGGCGGUGGUGAUGGAAUCAUGGAGGGCCAAGGUUCCGGCGAUCCUGAUGAGUUGGUAUAGCGGAUCGGAAGGAGGACAUGCACUGGCAGAUGUGCUCCUGGGGACGGUCGAUGCCAGCGGACGACUUCCCUUUUCCAUCCCAACAGAUGAACGCCAUCUCCCGUUCUUCGACAUCCAUGCCGCUCAAAUCGACUACGAUCGGUGGUUCGGACAGCAUCUCCUUGAUAAGCUGGGGGUGCCACCAGCCUUUCCCUUUGGAUUCGGGCUCUCGUACACCACAUUCCUUCUGCAAGAGAUUGCAACCUGCCAGCAGGAGAAAGAGAAACUGCAAAUAAAGGUUUCUGUGAAGAAUACCGGCCUGCGAGGUGGAUGGUUGAUUGCGCAAGUAUAUGGCUUGCCAGGGGUCGAUGACUUUCCUGCGCGUUUGCUUCUAGGGUUUCACCCGGUCUAUCUGGAGCCUGAGCAGGAGAAAUUAAUUCCAGUCACUGCUUCUCUCCGACCAGUGCAGCGAUGGAGGGAGGGCGAAUUUGUGUUCCAAUCUACCGACAUGGUGGUGGAGGUGAGCCGGUUUGCAGGAGAUCCAGAUGCUAUCAACAUACGGACUUCCUUGAUGGAUGUCAGAUGA